Molecule: messenger RNA, 2901 nt
Organism: Theobroma umbraticum
Lineage: Eukaryota; Viridiplantae; Streptophyta; Magnoliopsida; Malvales; Malvaceae
Source: RefSeq, a predicted model, not a curated record
ACUUCCACCAACCAAUCCCAAACUCGCAAGACUUACGAAACUAAGCUCCGGUUGUUGACUUCUUUGCAUCUCUUCAUUCCAGAACACCCAAAGGAGAUCAACAAUCCCCAAACUUUGAAAUUGAAUUGAACCCCAAAAACAAUGCCCCUUUUCUUUCUCCUUCUUCCCCUCUGACACACCCAAGGAACAACCCUCAAAAUUUGGUGUUAGAAAACUCAAAUGGUUCUUGUCCAAGCUUCCAGGAUCAAUCUCCCAACUCCUCCUUCUAAAACAACAGCUUCUCUUCUUUUUGAACCCCAUUCUUGUUCCCUUGCUCUUUUGCAUUCUGACUCUUCUCUCUCCCUUUUUCCUUCCAUUUCUUUCCCUUUCCCUCCCCAUAAAAAAUCCCUUACUAUUCCUCCUCCUUCAUCUUCCUCCAUUUUCCUUCUCCAAAAAACCCAACUAAAUCCUAACCCCAGAGUCCUUUUCAUUGUUGGAGGCCCUUACAAAGGUGGUUCGAAGGUUCUCCUUAGAUUUUUUCUUUUUAGGAAUGAUGACAGUAAGGUUUUUGAGAAGGCCAAAGUUGUUGUUUCCAAUCAAAAGGGUAUUGAAUUUGAUGAUAAAGUUGGGGUUCUAAUUGAUGUUAGUCAUGGUUUAAAAGUUAUGAUUGCUGGGUCUGUUAAUUUUUUCGCAUUCUAUUCGGCUUCGAGCUCGAAAGUUUGGGUCUUUGGGGUUAAAUUGGUGGGUAAUGAUGACGGUGAUGAUGGGGUGGUGGUUAAGUUGAUGAAAUGUGCUGUGAUUGAUUGUACGAAGCCUGUUUUCUCAAUGAGUGUAUCAUCUGAGUGCUUGGUUUUGGGGGAGGAAAAUGGGGUUAGAGUUUGGAAUUUAAGAGAAUUGGUGAAAGGGAAAAAGAUCAGGAGACUGAAGUAUUCUGCUCUGUCAAACUGGGUGAUUGGAGAUAGUGAUGGUUUUGGUGGUGGUGGAUCAAGUAGUUCAGGGAUUGUUUGUAAUGGCUAUUUAAAUGGGAAGAUUGAAAAACAUUGUGUUUCUGUGAAGCAGAGGUCUGGAAAAUACAGACAAGAAUCUGCUGAAGAGGGUGCAUGCUUUGUGGCAUUUGAGCAAAAGGAAGUUAAGGGCAUGAAAUCUAGAAAAGUGCUGUUUAUGUCCAUGAAGGCGAUUUCCAUCCAACCACUGUCCUCAAAGAAAUUCAUAAUCUUGAAUUCUAUAGGAGAUUUGUCUGUCUUGCAUGUAUUAAACACAGCUGUUGGAUCAAACAUUACCUGUCACAUGAGGCAAUUGCCACAUGUUCUGAAAGUGCAGAAGCUGGCUGUUCUUCCUGAUAUUUCCUCAAGAAGACAAACUGUUUGGAUAUCAGAUGGGCAUCAUUCUGUGCACAUGAUGGAUUUUACCUCUGCUGUUAAUGAAAAUGAUGAAAGGGAGAGUGAUGAAAAGCUAUUACGAAUGUCAGGUUUUGUUAAUCGUCAUAUUUCAUUACUUGAAAAUUUUGAAUUAUGUCAUAUAUACACUCUAACUUUUAUCAAACUUUGGAAAUACUGGUAUAUGCUUGGCAUUGUUUUGAUUUAUUUUGAGUUGGGGUCCUUCUGCAUUUUAUGUGAGCUCAGUGAAAGUUCUAUGAUUUGGAGAACCUGAUUCUUCAAUCAUUUUAUUACUGAUGUGUUUCUUAUGAUGGAUAUGUUCCCGUGCCCUUUUGAGGGUGUUGUAAAAUAUAAAUUUAACUUCUUAGUUUUAUAUUUUUCCCCUAACUUUUUGGCGAGGCGAUUUACCUUUUUCCUGUUUUAUUUGUUAGUUAGUCAAGCAAUUUUUUCUUGUGAAAAGAUCCAAGAUAUGAUACCCUUGGCUGCAAACAGUAUUAUGAUCCUUGGACGAGGUAAUCUUUUGUUUAUUCUUUCAUAGGUAUUCUAUCUGUGAAAUGCUCCUUGAAAUUAAAAAUUAACAGGAAGUGCUAGCCUAUAUGUUGAAUAUUUGCAUUUUCUUGGCAAACUGGAGAGGUAAUUGUAUGCGUUUGUAAUCUCUCUAUCAAGAUAAGAUAAACUGUUCUUGGUGUAAUAUGUGUGCGUGCCCACUUACUACUGUUGUGCCCUCCUCCCCCCUUCCUUUUCCUGUUUUUCUUUUUCUCAAGUUGCACUUGAGCAUAUAUUUUCCUCUCUGCAACAUUCUGUUUUGUGGUUUCUAAAUUUCUUGACUUCACCUCUCUGUACUGAGCAGGAAGCUUGUACACAUAUGCUAUUUCCUGAAGUAGUUUGGCAACUAUAUCUUUUUCUGCGGGCAUUUAUGUUCCAGGCUGCAUCAGAUGAUUAUACACCUCUCAGUUUAUUCCUGGACCAGUAUUUUUAUUAAUUGGCCAUCUUGCAUUCAGAGUACAAAGGUAUCUGAAGUCAGGAUCUGCAGUUGUCUCAUGUGUGCAUAAGACCUCAAGGACAUUGAGCUCCUGAAGAAUGCCAAUUUAGUUAAAGUGGAAAUGGGAAUGAAGUGUUGAUGAGAAUUAGUGAAGAAGAUAUAUUGCAAGAACCAUGGGAAAAGUCAGAUGCCUGUCAAUAGAGUUUUGGAUCCUGAUGUAGGAAUCUUUUCAACAACUCAAAGCCACAUCGACUGCACAUGCUGCAAGACUGAUUUGCAUCUGAAGUGUUGGUUGUUGGCCUUCCACAGUUUCAUCUUUGAAGCACACAAUUUAUUCCAUCUUACAUUGUCCAUUGGAGGACCAAGCCUGCAGUGAACCUAAGGUCACAAAUAUGCCAGCUAGUUUUUGAUUGUUUUUUAGACAUACUAUUUUGUCUCGUACAUCUUUCUAAGGUUAGUCGCUGUUUUCAACUUCUGACCAUUUAAAUUUGAAGGGGCGUGGUCCAUCCUGGGGAACAUUUGCUUGUGUUACAAUUGCUGUCAAUAAUGAAUGUUUUUGGCCUA